Phytophthora nicotianae INRA-310 is the source of this 162-nucleotide messenger RNA. RefSeq lists its product as hypothetical. Lineage: Eukaryota; Oomycota; Peronosporomycetes; Peronosporales; Peronosporaceae. The coding region runs from base 1 to 162 and encodes 53 amino acids. The record is from RefSeq and is a predicted model, not a curated record. The transcript has a single exon.
AUGGCAGCUAAAAUAGAGGUGAAUCAGCGGACUUCCAAGUUCUGGCGUGAUAAGAAUACUGGAACGCACCCGAAUGCAACAACGAAGAAUUUGCACAUGUACGUUAGCUGUCCUCCUAGGAAUGGUUGGGUAUUGAGCGUGAACACCAGCAAGGAGUCUUAA